This is a messenger RNA of Syzygium oleosum, 1021 nucleotides long. RefSeq names its product protein PLANT CADMIUM RESISTANCE 2-like. The record is from RefSeq and is a predicted model, not a curated record. NCBI's taxonomy places the organism in Eukaryota, Viridiplantae, Streptophyta, Magnoliopsida, Myrtales, Myrtaceae. The transcript is spliced from 4 exons. The coding region runs from base 195 to 806 and encodes 203 amino acids.
CGUUGACCCGGAGUCAAUCCAACAUAUGCAAGUUCUCAGCUGCAGCCUGGCUCUAUAAAGUAUACUUCCCUUUCUCCUUCCUUUGAACCCAUUAUCCUAUCUCCAACCAUUCCUAGUUCUUGGUCGCUUUGGCAUCGUCCCUCUAGGCUCUCCUGUCCCCUUCUUGAUAUUCACCCUAGAAGGUGAGAAGAGCCAUGUAUUCCUCAUCGGCUGCCGAUACUGCUCAGGAUGACAAGUGGAGCGGCUUCUCGUCUCCUCCCCCGCCCGCGACCGGGACCCCGGUGGAUGUCGACAAGCUGCUCCACUCCGACCACCACUCGCAGAACGCGUCCCUGGUGACCUCCGCCCCGCCCACAUACGAGGAGCGGGAUCAAAUGCAGUGGUCCUCCGGGCUGUGCGAGUGCCUCUCCGACCGCAGGAACUGUUGCAUCACAUGUUGGUGUCCCUGCGUGACUUUUGGCCAGAUUGCGGAGAUUGUGGAUAAGGGGUCAUCAUCUUGCGGUGUGAACGGAGCACUGUACACGCUGAUAGCCUGCACGGUGGGUUGCUGCUGCUGCUACUCGUGCUUCUACCGCGCCAAGAUGAGGCAGCAGUACGCCCUCAAGAAGAGCCCCUGCGGCGAUUGCUGCGUGCACUUCUGGUGCGAGUACUGCGCUCUCUGUCAAGAGUACCGCGAGCUCAAGAUCAAUGGCUUCAACAUGAAGAUUGGAUGGCAUGGGAAUGUGGAGAGACGGAGUCGCGGGAUCUUGAUGUCUCAUAUGGCACCGUCGACCGCGCCGCCGGUCGAGUCGGGGAUGACCCGGUAGACCGCGGUGUCCAAGAUAUGUAAUGUACAAACCUCGGAUGGACUAUUUACAAGCACCUGAUGAAAAGAACCUCUCUUAGCACCUAAUUCAGGUGUAUACAUAGUUUUAAGUGUCAUCCAGUAUCUAUUUUCUAAUGAACUGGGUAGGUACGUGUAUUAAGACAGGUGAAUGACCAUUUGGCAUUCUCUCGCUAUUAGAUUCGUGUAGUUUCAUUA